AUGGCCGGUGAAUCAGAUGGUCACGUUCAGAAAUUGGUGGCCUCCUUUCACACGCUGCUCGAUGAGGCGCUCAUUGUCGCCAUCGCAAGCGAUUAUAACCUCGAGGACUCGUCAGCAUAUGAUGCUGCCCACCUCACACUCCAAGGCUUAGCACAAACUGUUCGCAGCGAUGAGGCCACCGGAUUCAACCCUAGCGGGAUCCCCGUUUUAGUUGACGGAGAGGUGGACAAGAUCAUCUAUGAGCCUGCUUCUACAAGCGGUAGCUGUCUUACCUCACUGUCUCACUGCACAGACCCCUCCAGUACAGACACCUCUUCCGCGCCAGAAUCAUCUGCCGGCCUUCCCCGCGUUACGACCUUUGAUGAUGACAGCGACGAGUCCAAAGUCCUGUUGCUGCAGUCCAUGUUUUCGGAUCUCAAGCCGUACACUAUCACGUAUUCUGUCAGGAAGGCAAACGGGAAUUUCCAAGCCGCCUUGGAUGACCUCCUCAACGUUCAAUACCUCAGGUCAACCGGUCAAGAGUUGAAGGGCGUGGACGGGUUUUUCACACCCGACGAUUCGGCCCCAUCCAGGACCAAGCGCAGGAAAAGGGCCAAAAACAGACUGACGCCGAGUUCGGAUCUGUCGCGUGACUGCUCGCCAUCUCCCCGCAUCGAUUCCAACGAUCAGGACGAAAUCGAGUACAUUGCCGAGAGGUUUGGCAUCCGUUCCGGCGAGGUAUGUGAGGCGUAUUACAAGACUGGGCAGUCCAAAGGCGCAACGGUUGUUGAACUGCUGGAUCAAUACAUAUCGCACGGCAUCGAGGCUCAAGACGAGGCAGGAAGGCAGCAGGCCCGAGAGCUGACGCGAAAGUACCGCCAUGUGCCGGAUGCAUAUAUGUCGACCAUUGUCCAUGUCACCGGCUCCGUGUCACAGUUUGCCGAUGACCUGGCUGCGCUCCUAAACAAGCACUUUUCCGACCUGCCGAAGCGCCAGAAGCUGGAUCUCACCCACAGACUAUCGCCACUGCCCCCCGAGGACAUUGAGGAUGGUUGGAUACUCAAGUCCGGGCGCGAUGCCACCAAGCAGUUGACCCACAAGCCAGCAUCAAUGAAUUUCGAGGAGGCAGCGCAAAUAGCCAACCGUCACCAUCAAGCCAGAAUGGACUCGAUCGCCUCGGCGGCCCAGCUCCGCCGACGUGGAGCCUCGAGCCCGCUGUACAGACAAGCGGCAGGGUUCUAUACCGACCGAGCCCGUGAGCAGGCGAGGCAAGCUCAAAAGUCCACGUCCGUCGCCGCCGACUUGCUUGUCGAGACGCAGAGCACAGCCGGGUCGAUCGACCUGCACGGCGUACUUGUCCACGACGGCGUGCGCAUCGCUCUCCAGAGGACUCAAGACUGGUGGCAUGACCUGGGAGAUUCUCGACCCCGCAAGGCCAAGGAGCAUGGCUUCACCGUCAUCACAGGCCUCGGCCGCCAUAGCGCCGGCGGCGUGUCGCAGCUGAGGCAGGCCGUCGCCGCCGCACUCUUGCAGGACGGAUGGAAGUUUCAUGUCGAAUCAGCGGAUAUUUUGGACAUGGCCACCAGGCUCGAGAGGAACGAGUCGCGGGGAGAUUCAUGA
This is a messenger RNA of Drechmeria coniospora, 1599 nucleotides long. Its product is annotated as Smr domain protein. NCBI's taxonomy places the organism in Eukaryota, Fungi, Ascomycota, Sordariomycetes, Hypocreales, Ophiocordycipitaceae. The transcript has 4 exons. The coding region runs from base 1 to 1599 and encodes 532 amino acids. The record is from RefSeq and is a predicted model, not a curated record. Gene Ontology annotation, molecular function: ubiquitin binding.